This is a messenger RNA of Exophiala aquamarina CBS 119918, 1752 nucleotides long. RefSeq lists its product as uncharacterized. The transcript is spliced from 3 exons. The record is from RefSeq and is a predicted model, not a curated record. Lineage: Eukaryota; Fungi; Ascomycota; Eurotiomycetes; Chaetothyriales; Herpotrichiellaceae. The coding region runs from base 1 to 1752 and encodes 583 amino acids.
AUGGCACAGACUACAGAGGGUGCUUCUGUACACCCAAAUGACCUCAGCGCGAAGCAGGAGACUGUCUCUCGGAGGAAGGAAGGCGCUGAUCCUGAGAUUGUCCAGGUCAACACCGUGCAUUUCGGUUGCUUCAACGAUCGGAUCCAGAUAGAAGUGCAAAACCUUCAGACUGGACUUUCAACUCUGGAUGAUGCGAUCAGUGAGUUGACCAGGCAAUUCAGGAAGUAUAGAAAGAUAGUUAGCACCGUUGGUGAUCGCUACGGCGAUGAUGAGACCUUGAUGAGAAAGAUCGAUCUUCUCGAGACUGAAAAGAACGCGAUAUGGAAGCAAGCGCAGAAUGACCGGGACUCAUACAAAAAGGACAUGGCUGGUGCCGAGGUGCAGCACGCAGAGCAGAUGCUUGAGCUCCAAGCGAAAGCGGAGGCCGGCAGCCAGAAGAAAGUGGAAUACGAGCAGAAAAUUAAAGAUCUAGUCGAGCAGCAUACCCGUACCGAACAGAAACAGGAGCAGGAGUUCCAGCAGAAAAUACAAGAUUUGGAAAAAGAACAUCGACAGAAAAAGGAUCAGCUAGAAAAAGACAAUGAGCAAAAGAUUGCCAACCUAGAGAAAGAUCGAAAUGAGUUGGAAGAGACGAAGGCUCGGCUUAGCAAGGAGUUGCACGACCGGAGAUCCGAACGGGACCAGGAGAGAGAGCUACGGAUAAUGGUACAAGAGAAGACGCAAAAAGAUAUUACAGAGUUGCAGGGCGAGCUUACCAGCAUCAACAAACACACGGAGGAGUACAAGAAGAUAUUUGAGAGGGUCCACCAGAUUGUCUAUGAGCGCCUGACAGAUCUUCCAGAAAAAGCCUUAAAGAGACCAGCGGACACAUCGGAGAAAUUAUGCCAACAAAACCGAAUCUUUGAACAAAUCCCCAUCGGCGAGUCCGAGUGUUCGAUGAUGCUGCGACGAGCCGCUGCCGAGCACAUCAUCAUCAAGUUCAUAUGUGAUACGUUAUGGCGCCCCUUUUUCUCCGAGUAUCUAGUGUCGAGCGAAGUGAAUGACUCAGUUCUUCCGAAGAUGUAUGCAGGCAUGGCCGAAGCUGGAAAGGAUUUUCAACAUCGGUGGAAAGUGGCCACAUUGAAGACGUUAGACAACCUAGACAAGACAAAUAUGCCGAAUGGACAACAUAAGAUAGGGAAAAUUGUUGACCAACAAAUCAUCGGGCCCUUGCGCUACCUUCUGGACGACUCCCAGGCUCUCCUCUCCGACUUGAAUCAAAUCUUCUGUCAGGCUAUUGAAUUGGGUAAAGCUGCGGAGCGUGAUCAGAUGAACAUCAUCCUUGACGUCACUCCGUACCUGAGCGCACAAAAUUCAGGUGGUUGGAUCGAAUGGUUAGGCGAGGAUUAUGAGUCUGAUUAUGGGUCUGAUGAAUCUCCGUCAUCGCCAACUAGCACUUUUACGGCGGCUAGUUUGGUCGUCCGCACAGAGCCAUUGUUGAUAAGUCCCAAGAUUUUGCGUCAGGCGGAGACUAACGGACCUAUGGAGUUGGUUCUUCCGGGGCGAGCGAUAUUUCCGGAACGAGGUAUUUUCCAGGACGGGGCCUUACAAUGGCAGACGAUCCACCAUGCGUCGAGCCAGGCGGCGAGGGCGAAGAAUGGGUCCAAUCGACGACAAAGCACGGCCACGGCAGGGUUGGGAAUGAGUUUGCACUCACCGAUACAGACGCCAAAUCUAUGGAGUGCCUCAAGUGUGUUUGAGCAGCGAGAGUGA